This is a messenger RNA of Jaculus jaculus (lesser Egyptian jerboa), 3252 nucleotides long. RefSeq names its product ubiquitin specific peptidase 44 (gene Usp44). Gene Ontology annotation, biological process: protein deubiquitination. Gene Ontology annotation, cellular component: cytoplasm. NCBI's taxonomy places the organism in Eukaryota, Metazoa, Chordata, Mammalia, Rodentia, Dipodidae. The record is from RefSeq and is a predicted model, not a curated record. The coding region runs from base 242 to 2356 and encodes 704 amino acids. The transcript is spliced from 6 exons. Gene Ontology annotation, molecular function: cysteine-type deubiquitinase activity; zinc ion binding.
AAGAGUGUUAACUGUAAUAGGUUGGAAACAUACAGGACUUUCUACUUAGGAGGUAAACAUCUGCCAGGAUUUAAAGGUGGGAUCGUGGGAGAUCAUAAAAGGCCUCACCUCUUAGUCUUCAAGGCCACUUUGGGGAAAGACUGGUUUUCGAGGAUAUAAUCGUUUUCAGAUGCUUCAGAUGUCAUGAACAGAGAUUUGUUUGGAUUAUGUGUUUCUCAGAUGGACUGAAUCAAUAUUAACAAUGGAUAAAUGCAAACACAUUUGGCAGUUGCAGCUUGCGCAAGACCAUUCCGUCCUCAACCCUCAGAAAUGGCACUGUGUGGACUGCAGUUCAACCGAGUCGAUUUGGGCCUGUCUCAGCUGCUCCCACGUUGCCUGUGGACGGUACAUUGAAGAGCAUGCCCUGAAGCACUUUCAGGCAAGCAAGCAUCCUCUCGCCCUGGAGGUGAAUGAGAUGUAUGCUUUUUGUUACUUUUGUAACGACUAUGUACUGAAUGAUAAUGCAACGGGAGACCUGAAGUCACUGCGGGAUACAUUAAGUGCAAUCAGAAGUCAAGAUUACCACUGUACCACCCUGAGUGGAAGAGUUUUACAGUCCGUGGAUACAGAUGAUGAGUCUUUCUUCUUGCACACUGGCGACCAGUCUGAGCCACAAAAGGAAGAUCAGAUCUGCACUGCCCUCUGGCACAGGAGAAGGAUUCUCCUAGGUAAAAUCUUUCGAACAUGGAUUAAACAAUCACUCAUUGGACGAAAAAGGCAGGAAGAACAAUUUGAUGAAAAAAUAGGAAAAAGAGAAGUGAAGAAAAGACAGCAAGAAUUAGAAUGCCAGGUGAAAGCAGAAUUGGAAGGUACACCUCCAAGGAAGAGUUCACGUUUGCAAGGCCUCACUGAGUCUACCACGAUAGAAAUCGUCCCAGUUCAGGUGCCAGCAUCACCCACAAAAGAGAAGGUGCUAUCUACCUCAGAAGAUGUGAAAUUUAAAAAAGUAACUGAUUCUUCCAUGAAACGAAGGCCUGUGCUAACUCCUGGUGUCACAGGACUGAGAAAUCUAGGAAACACUUGUUAUAUGAAUUCUAUUCUUCAAGUGUUGAGUCAUUUGCUUAUUUUUCGACAGUGCUUUUUAAAGCUUGAUCUGAACCAAUGGCUAUUCAUGACUGCUAGUGAAAAGUCAAGAGCUUAUAAGCAUUCACCUGUUCCAGAAACGGUACUGCAUCAAGUGAAGGAAGACCAAGAAAAAGAAAAAGGCUUUGUUUACUCCAGAUAUGCAGGCUUAUCAUCAGGCCUAAGUGGCGGAGCGUCAAAAGGUAGACAUAUGGAACUUAUUCAGCCGAGAGAGCCAAGUUCACAGUACAGUUCUCUCUGUCAUGAAUUGCAUACUUUGUUCCAAGUUAUGUGGUCUGGAGAGUGGGCCUUGGUCUCGCCAUUUGCUAUGCUACACUCUGUGUGGAAACUGAUCCCUGCUUUUCGUGGUUAUGCCCAACAAGAUGCUCAGGAAUUUCUUUGUGAACUUCUGGAUAAAAUACAACAUGAACUAGAAACAACAGGUACCAAGUUACCAGCUCUUAUUCCCUCUUCUCAAAGGAAACUUAUUGAACAAGUUCUGAAUGUUGUUAAUAACAUUUUUCAUGGACAACUUCUUAGUCAGGUUACAUGUCUUGCAUGUAACAACAAAUCAAAUACUAUAGAACCAUUCUGGGACUUGUCACUGGAAUUUCCAGAAAGAUACCAAUGCAAUGGAAAAGAUACUGCCUCGCAGCCAUGUAUGGUGACUGAAAUGUUGGCCAAAUUUACAGAAACAGAAGCCUUAGAAGGAAAAAUCUACGUAUGUGACCAGUGUAACUCAAAGCGGAGAAAGUUUUCAUCAAAACCAGUUGUACUCACAGAAGCACAAAAACAGCUUAUGAUAUGCCACCUACCUCAGGUUCUCAGACUUCACCUCAAACGAUUCAGGUGGUCGGGACGUAAUAACCGAGACAAGAUUGGUGUUCAUGUUGUCUUUGAGGAGAUCUUAAACAUGGAGCCUUAUUGCUGCAGGGAGACCCUGAAGUCCCUCAGACCAGAAAGCUAUAUCUAUGACUUAUCUGCUGUAGUAAUGCACCAUGGGAAAGGAUUUGGCUCAGGACACUACACUGCCUUCUGCUACAAUUCUGAAGGAGGGUUCUGGGUACACUGCAAUGACUCCAAGCUAAGCAUGUGCACUAUGGAUGAAGUACGCAAGGCCCAAGCUUAUAUCUUGUUUUAUACUCGGAGAGUUACUGAGAACGGACAUCGCAAACUCUUGCCUCCCGAACUCCUGUCUAAUGGCCAACAUGCCAGUGAAGAAACCGAUACCUCUUCUAAUGAAGUCCUUAGCUGAUCCACAGACAGUUGGGCUUUCUUCUUGUUAUUUGUAUAUAUAAUUUUUAAAUGGGCUGGCUUACAAUUUUGAGCUUCCUUGUUUUUAUUUUUAAUUAUGAUCAGUGUAUGCUAUGUUUAUACAUUUUAUAUUCACAACAAAAUUUUUUAUAGACAAAGUAUAAAUGUGUGCAUACCAACUGUAGGGGACUAAACGUUUCAAUUAUUUAGUUUUAUACUUUUAGUAUUUACCUCAUACUGUAUUACCUUCUAUAUUUUGAUGUCUAAUUGCCUCAAAUCAUGAAUUUGUGCAAUCUACCAAAGAAAUUCAGGUGACAUCAUCUUUUUAUAUGCAUUAUUAUUUAUCUUUUGUAGCUGUUUUCUGUACAAACUCUGAAUAAAUGGAAAAGAUAUUUUCAUUACAAACUGUCUCAACCAAAAAGGAAAAAAAUAAUUUUUUUUGAGGUAGGGUCUUGCUCUAGCCCAGGAGGACCUGGAGUUCCACCUGCCUCUGCCUUCCAAAUGCUGGGAUUAAAGGUGUGUAACACCAUGCCCGGCUGGAGAAAGCAUUUCUUGUAGGCCAUUUGUAUACUGAAGUCACUGCUGCCUUGUUGCAGGUGAGCACAUACGUGAAAUAUCAAGGUGUCAUUUACUCAGCAGUCAUUCACUGCUAGUCCUGAGGCUCCAGUAAAUCUUAAUUGGCAUUUACUUAUGAACCAGACAUAAAAAAAAUGGGACUUUUUCUCAGCAAAAAGGUUUUAAUAAAGGAGACUAACAAUUAAGAGUUCAUCUUGGUUAGGUAUGAAUUUAUUUUAUUUUUAUUUUUUGUGGUAGGGUCAGUGUUACUCUAGCUCAGGCUGACCCGGCCUACACUAUGUGGUCUCAAGGUGGCCUUAAUUCAUGGCAGUCCUCCUACCU